Messenger RNA from Podospora pseudopauciseta, 4548 nucleotides. RefSeq lists its product as uncharacterized. The transcript has 2 exons. The record is from RefSeq and is a predicted model, not a curated record. Gene Ontology annotation, biological process: secondary metabolite biosynthetic process; fatty acid biosynthetic process. The coding region runs from base 1 to 4548 and encodes 1515 amino acids. Gene Ontology annotation, molecular function: fatty acid synthase activity; oxidoreductase activity; zinc ion binding. Lineage: Eukaryota; Fungi; Ascomycota; Sordariomycetes; Sordariales; Podosporaceae.
AUGGGGAAUGAGGUUACUGCGUUGGGGAGUGAUGGUCAGGGGCAGGGGAGGGCGUUGUUUUUCCGGCAGAGGUGGCAGCCUUGUUUUGAUUUGUUGGAGGGGGCCGAGGUUGAGGGGGGAGUUGGGGGGCUGGUGAGGUUGUAUACCUUUCAGCAUCCUACUUCGAGGGUUUUGCUGGCUAUGAAAUACCCUGAGGCUGAAGUUCUGCUGGCUCAUUUGGCAGUGCCAGUCACGGGCCGACCGCUUUAUGAGACUCUGCAUAUUCUGAGCGAGGAAACUCAGUGGCCGGAAAGGUUUGAUGUGUUGGCUGGGCCAGAAGGCCGGUAUGAUCUCGUUGUCGUGGGCAAGGACGCUGAGCUUUCUCCUGAGGCACUGCAAACAUCACUUGCCAGCAAUGCUGUGGUUGUCACCAGCGAGUCUCUUACGGAAUGGACACCAGUUGCAACCGCUUCCGAAUGGACCGCUUAUCGCCCAGCAACCAACGUCUCCACAGCUCAGAUUGACUUGACAGUGAUCCUACCAACUGUUUCCUCGGAAACAACACGAGCCAUCCUGGAAGAACUUGAGGCAUCCCCCUACAUCGCCUCAGUUACCACCACCACCACCAUAAACGAAGUCACCGCUCAUAAUCUCGCCACCAAGCACGUUGUAGUCCUAAGCAGCCUUGACAACCACCCAAACCCCAUCGACCCCCCCUCAGAAUGGUUCGGCACCCGCCACCUCCUCACCCUUGAAAACAUUACCCUCCUCUGGCUCACCCUCGGCGCAACAAUCCAAUCCACCAACCCCUCUCACGCCAAAAUCCUCGGCCUCCUCCGCGUGGCCCGCAACGAAAACCAAGCCUCUCGCCUCCUCUCCCUCGACAUCCAACCCUCCACCUCCCCCGCCCUCAUCACAAAACAGAUCCUCCCCUGUCUGUUAACCGCCUCAGAAGAGGACUUCUCCCUCCACCACACAACCCUCCACAUCCCCCGCAUAGAAGAAAACCUCCCCCUCAACCGUAAACUCCCCUCCGGCCUCGGCAGCCUCCCCCAACCCUCAGCUUACAAUUCCCACCCCUCCCUCGCCCUCCGAGUAGGCAAAAUCGGCCUCCUCGAAACCCUCCACUUCGUCCCCCUCCCCCAAGACAACACCGCCCUUGGUGAUAACCAAGUCCUCAUUUGCGUUAAAGCCUCCGCCCUCAACUUCCACGACCUGGCUGUAGCGUUGGGGAUAAUCCAAGACUACAAUAUGGGCAACGAAUGCGCGGGUGUCAUCACCGCCGUUGGCGCCUCCGUUACUAACCUUUCCCCUGGGGACCGGGUGGUAGCUUACCGUCCUGGCCAGGGGGCACAUCAGACUUUUGUUCGUCAGGAUGGUGAGAUGUGCGUGAAGAUACCUGACACAAUGUCAUUUUCUUUGGGGGCGAGUCUGCCCGUUACCAUGACGACGGCGUUUUAUUCGCUUUUCACGGUUGGACGGUUGAAAAGGGGAGAAACGGUUCUGAUACAAAGUGCUGCUGGGGGGGUUGGGCAGGUGGCGAUUCAGAUGGCGAAAAAUAUCGGGGCGAGGGUGCUGGUUACUUGUUCGGAGGGGAAGAGGGGGUUGAUGAGGGAAAGGUAUGGGAUGGGGGAGGGGGAGGUGUUUAAUUCGAGGGAUGAUUCUUUUGUGAGGGGGGUGAUGGAGGCGACGGAAGGAAAAGGGGUGGAUGUGGUGAUUAAUAGUCUGGCUGGGAAACUGCUUCAUGCCACGUUGGGGUGUUUGGCGCCGUUUGGGAGGUUUGUCGAGAUUGGGAAGAGGGACAUACAUCAGAAUUCGAACUUGGGGAUGGAUCCGUUCAGGAGGAAUGUCAGUUUUGCUUCGGUGGAUAUGAUUUUGGUUUAUGAGUUGGAUAAACCCCUGGCGGCGAGGUUGUUGGGGGAGACGUUUGAGAUGGUGUUUUCUGGGGAGGUGAGGCCACCUGAGGGGUUGUUUGAGUAUUCUUAUGGUCAGGCGGAGAAGGCGUUUCGGUUGAUGCAGCUGGGGAGGCAUACGGGGAAGAUUGUUCUUACUGUUGAUGAGGAGGAGGAGGAGGAGGAGGAGGAGGUGAUGGUUGCCCCGCCGAGUUAUGAUCAGAGGCUGUUAUUCAAGGGGGAUAGGACGUAUCUUUUGUUUGGGGGGUUGGGGGGCCUGGGUACGGCGACGGCGGAGUGGAUGUAUCUUCGUGGGGCGAGGAGGUUUGCGUUCAUGUCCCGGUCGGGGGAUCAGAGUAGUGAUGGGAGGAAGACGGUGAAUUGGCUCAGGUCGAGGAAGGCUGAGGUCAGUGUUUACAAGGGGGAUGUGGGUGUUUUGGCUGAUGUUGAGAAAGUCGUUUGGAAGAUUGGUCCUUCGCUGGCUGGCGUUUUUCAUAUUGCGGUUGUGCUACAGGACGGCAUGAUCAGGUCGUUGUCGUUUGAUCAGUACCAGACCGGGCUGCACACCAAGUGCACCGGUGCGUGGAAUUUGCACACAGCAACGUUGGACAUCGACUUGGGCUUUUUCGUCUACUGGUCGUCGGUGUCGGCCAUCUGCGGUAACAAGGGACAAGGAGCCUAUGUUGCCGCCAAUGCGUACAUGGAUGCCUUCAUGCGCUGGCGACGGGAGCAGGGCCUUGUCGGAACGGCUAUGAAUCUUGGUGCUGUGCCCACGAGGGGCUUGGUUGCUGAAAAUGAGCUUGUCAGGAAGAGCCUCGACAGAAACAAGCUCGAUAUCCUCACGGAGCAAGAACUCAUGUUUUUGAUUGAGGAAGCAGUACAGCUGAAGAAGCCUGAUGCCGCCACAGAUGUCCUCGACUGGCAUCAGCUGAUUGUCGGCGUCAACACAAAGGAGCCUGAUGUUUGCGGUGCUGCAGCUGGUCAAGUGAGCACGGCAAGCCUCCUCGCAUCCGCAGGGAGCGGUGAGGACAAGAUUGCCGUCUUACAGCAAGCGUUCACCCAGAAAGUGGCAACAGUGUUGAGCACACCAACAGAGAGCAUUCUGCCAACCAACCCGUUAUCAUUCUAUGGCCUCGACUCGAUCGUGGCUGUCGAGUUCCGGAAAUGGUUCAAGGAAACUGCCGAAGUUGACCUUUCACUGUUUGAUAUACUUGGUGCAAAGUCCAUUCAGGGGCUGGUCGAAAAGGUCGUGGCGUCGAUGCCUGUUGCAGCAGUAUCUUUGAGCGAGGAGCGUGUGAAGACAGGUUCGGGUGAGAAGCAGACAUCAGCGAGUGUUAUCAAUGGCCAACAUGAUCAGAGCAGGAAGCUGGAUCACAUCCCGAGGCUCCAAACGUCUGGUCCGGUGCCAGUGUCAACUCAUCAAGCGAGAAUGUAUGCUCGCCAUGUCCACGCCGAAGACAAGUCUCAGAUGAACCUAUGUGGUGUCCUGCGCAUCAGUGGCCACCCAGAUCUACCUGCACUAGGAAAAGCCUUCCACGAGACUGUACGACGGCACCAAGCACUGAGCACAGCAUUCGUCCAAGACGGCAACCGGCUCGUUCAGUCACCAUCGCCAGAGCCGAAAUGCCGUCUGGUCAUUGAGGACGUAUCCUAUACCACAUCCCCUCAAACAGAACUCCAGAUCAUCAUCUCACAUCUUCGAAACCAACAACUCGAGAUAGCCAAAGGUGAAGUAGCAACUAUGACCCUCGUUAGAACAUCAGAAACCGAGUACUUUGUCAUCUUCAUCGCCCACCACAUCUGCUUCGACAGAGCCAGCUUCACAAUUCUCUCAGAUGACUGGAUGGACCUCUACGACGCGAUCCGCUCCAGUCGAGACCUCAACACGGUCCCCUCCCCACCCAUCACCUUUGCGGACUUCGCCCAAUGGCGCAACACCCUCCUCAAGUUCCCACCAGCCCUUGCAAACCUAGACUUCUGGACCCAAGAGCUCACCAACCUCCCAACCGCCGGCACCCUCCUUCCCUUCGCCCAGCGAAAAACUCGCCCCUCAACCUGGCAAACCCACCGCCGCCACUUCACCACCCAACUCCCCUCCAAAUUCUCCAAACGCCUAAAGCGCAUCUGCGCCCACCCCUCCUCCACCCCCUUUCACUUCCUCCUCGCUGCGUGGCGAGCCUACCUAUUCCGGCACACCGCCGACAAAGAUUUCACAAUCCUAAUGCUAGAAGGCAACCGUCCCCACCCCGACGUCGAGUCUGUGAUCGGUUGCCUAGCUAACGUCCUCCCUCUCCGCUUCAACAACGACUGCUCCCUUCAGACACCCUUUGAGGAUGUCAUAACCUCCUCUCGGGACCUCACGCUUGAGGCGUUGGAGCAUGCGGAGGUGUCGUUUGAUGAUAUUGUCGAUCGUGUGGUUGGAAAGGAAAACAGACCAGAGAGAUAUAUGCCGCUGGGGCAGGUGGCGAUUAACUUCCAGAUGCAUGGUGGUGCGCCGUGGGAGUAUAGGCAUGCUGAUUUUGAGGUGGGGGUUCAUCGGUUGUAUAAUAUUGGACAUCCUUGCGAGCUGGUGCUUGAGGUUGUGGAGGGGGGGAGGGGGAGUUUGUGUUUUUUAUGCAGCAUUGCACUGUGCUUUAUCGUGAUGAGGAUAUGGAUCGGUUUGGGGAGGGGUUUGUGA